UGCACAGGAGUGUAUUUUGGGGAGUUUGUGUCUGUCACCGUGUCGGAGAUUUGGCAACCCUGUGCUAAACUCUAUGAGGAGGAUUUUUGUUUACAUUGUCCGGCUUUUAUGAAGCAGUUGCCGCUUCUGAGCUCAGUGUAGAGCGAUGUGUAAUACAGGUUGAUGGGUUUGAUGUAUUUUAUCAGACAUGGCGCGUUAUUCACCAUUCCCGACGACCCUGGACCCGGUGAGAAGGCUGCCAGUGAAGACAGCAGUCACAGUGCUGGUUAUUGUUGUGGUUUUUAAGUGUGUGUUUUCGUGUCCGUGCACGAGCCCGGAGGAGACAGCUGCGCACUGCUGGCUGUAUCUGCUGCUUCCUGUAGGCAUCCUGUUCUUCACGCUCAGCCUGGUGGACACGCAGCUGCUGAAGGUGUGCCAGUGCCAUGUGUGCAGGUGCUGUGUGCGGGCAGAGAGCAGAUAUUGUGCGGCAGGCUGCUGUGGCAGUGUGGAGUGUUGCUGCUGUGCUGCUGGUUACUGCUACAGGCCGACGCAGUGCUGCGGGGAGGAGGUGCGGUACUACUGCGCGCUUGUGCUGAAUUACCUGCUGCGGGUUUUCUGCGCCUCGGCGCUGUGGGUUGUGGUGGCGCUGAUGGACGGGGACUGGUACAUCUGCAUCCGCACACUGACUGUAAACGGCACCGGACAGCAGCAGAUCGCCUGCAAGGAUUUACCAACACCACAGGAAGCAGAAACUCUGAGGAAAUACACUAGUGAGUCGAGGAUUAUUGCUUUGUUCAUCAUCCUGGGUCUUUCCAUCCUGCUGGUGGUAAGCACCUCUAUCAUGAGCAGGUGGAAGCCGUACUACAAGUCGGUGUUUGAGGCGUAUGUGGAGCAGGAGACGACAGCCAUGCUGGAGGAGAAGCUGCACGAGCAGGCCGUGGAAAGAGCAAAGGUUCUCAGUGAGAGUGUGUUGCGCUGCGUUCACAGUCGGCAGGAGAACAGCGGACAGGGAGAGGGACACAUUCAGUACCAACUACUAACAGAGACAGAGGAGAACACGUGGAGGGAAAUAUCACACCCAGCAUUCCAUCUGCUGGGAGUGAGGAUCCAUUCCUGAGAUAGUCAGUCAUCCAGGGCAUUGUGUCUUAUAUGAAGGCCCUUCGAUGUGUGGAACUGCCCACCACUCUUAUAAAUGAUCUGUUAGCAGUGUUAAACAAACUAUACCACACCAGUGAAAGGAGCCUGUAUCUGAAAAGUAUGGCUUACUUAUUGUUCAAAAAAAGUUUGAACUCCACUCCAGGUAUGGACAUAUGGCUCUGCUUUAAUUAAAAAAAAAAAAUGUUUACAUUUACAUUUAUUGCAUUUGGCAGACGCCCUUAUCCAGAGCGACUUACAAUAGUGCUUUGAAGUCUAUCAAAAAUACAUUCUGACACUGGCUCACUAGGUCACAAACUAGGAAUACCAUCGGUUUGCUUGUUAUUUUCUUAUUUAACAUGAAAUAUAACUAUUUAAACAAACUAUGCAGUAUUAGAAAAACUUUUUCAGUUUCAUUUUUAAGAAAAGUUCUCACAAAAACUAAAUGGUGACAGUUGGUGACAGUUGAGUUGAUACACAGUUCUCAGAUGCUGCCAAGUUUGAAAGUAGUAUCAUGGAUUUACUGUGAAACAGGUCAUGGCAUGUUGUCUUGCUGUUUAAACACGUUAGAUGUUUUGAGAUGAUUGUCUACAGAUGGUUAGAUGCUUUAGAGAAUGAUCCAUCAGAGUGACAGAAAAUUUAAGGGUAUAUAAAGAGUUAUUAUUACAUCUGUUAUAUUUUUUACUGUAUUCUGUUCUGACGCACAUUCUCAGUGAGGAUAUGACUGACUGUUUUGAGGCUACAUGUCCUGAUGAACUGAGACAACACUGUAUGUUCUGCAACAGUUUACAAGGGGAAAAAAACUGUAGCUUGUCAGUGUUACCUGGUUACAGGAAAUGUGAAUUUUUGUGUAUAUCAUCUCAUGGCUGUUUAAUAUUUAGAUUCCAUAAAUGCAAACACUAAGAAAGCUUGAAGUAAGAGAAGGACUCCUGAAUAUGAAAAUUAACAACAGAAUAUGUGAAUGGUUAAAAAACUUAAAUGUUAAUGUGUUCAUUAUUGAACUGCUUUUUUGAAGAUUGUCUUCUUCAGCUGUAUUAAGCCCCUUCUUUCUAACAGUGUGGGUUUUACUGGCAGCCUGAGCCAAACCUCUGACCAUGUAACCUGAUUGUCACUGAUCCACAGGAUGUUUCUGUGCUGUCACCAACAAUGUCAUCUCUUUUUCUUUCUUACUUAACAGUAUCUAAAGCGGCCUCUUUUACACUCCGAGAUACAUAAACAUAACGAGUGCAGUGCAGCAACUGUUCAACUUCCACUACACACUUUCCAUUUCCAUAUCAAGAAAACUAAACUUUAACUAAAACAGAAAUACUUGAGUAAAGUACAGUUAUGUUUUUGAAGAGGAUUAUGUAUAGAUCUGCAUAACAUAAUUAUGUAUAAUUAUGUUUUCAUGGACCUAUAUCAGUUUGCAAUAAUAAUAUAAAUAUUAAACAACUCAACACACUGCUGGCAUUUGUCUUUUUAUUUGCAGAUGAAACACAGCAAGAAAAGUUUACAAAAUUAUCAUUUAUCAUUUCUCAAUACACAUUCAAAGCAAACUUAUGGAAAUAUAACAUUUUGGUGUGGCUGCACUUUUUGUGUUGUGCUCAAGGCUUCUUUCAUCCAGAUCCAACUCAAUUCAACAUAUGAAGCAUCAAAUACUGUAUCACGUUUGUUGUAUUUUAUUGAGAUGUCUUCACAUAAAGAAACUGGUUUACAUUUAUUCAUAUUUAUCAUUAUGAAAUUCAGUGUCUCUUUAGCUACUUCACAUGAAUUUCACAUGCAAAUAAUCAAAUGAUUUUCCACAUGAAAAUUGUGUGAUUACUCACAAAUAGAAAUUCAUAUUGCACAUAAUAUAUAAUAUAUAUAUAAUAUGUAAUAAUUAAUCUAUCACAUAAGUCAUGUUUACGUGAGCUUGCAUGCAAUUUCAGGGCACGUUGAAAUACACCUUCCGAUGUUAUCAUGGGAUCACAUAUUUUUCACAGGAUGUCACACAUGAAUGUAUGCAAUUAUUUCAUAAGGGCUAAAAUGAGUUAAAUGGAGGGUUAACAAUUGAAAUGUCAUUUCAGAGGAAGACAUGCACCUGCAUGUUUUCUCUUGCUUGAAGAGAGUUUGUUGAGGUCCUGGUGCCUUGAAACACUCUUAACAGUGUUUUCAGUGGUUAAGCACAUUCUUAUAAGCACAUAGGGAUUUGUUGUAUGUAUUUUAAUGUAAAGAGUUAUGUUGAAGAUCAUUUUUUAUAUUAAGGGAAAAAUAUGUUAUUGCCCAGGCAACAUGUAGUCAUAUAUAAAAUAAAUUUGUGACUAACAGCACGUCUACUAUAUGUCACAGAAACACUUUUAGUACUCAACCUUCAUUUUUACAUCAGGGUCUAUUUUAAAGCUCUAAACAGGACAUUUUUCUAACAUAUAAAAGUUUAUGAAAAAUGUUUUUGUGCUUUUUUCUAACAUAUAAAAGUUUGAAAAAUGUCUUUGUAUUUAAUUGUCUUAAUCCCACACUCAGAAUAUAGAAAUGUGAAAUGUGAAAACUCUUAGCAAAAAAACAUUUUUUAAACAAAACCAUGUGUCACAAUUAUUGGCACCCAUGCAUCUGUACAACCUCCCUUUACCAACAGCUCUGAGAUUUCUCCUGUAAUGUUUGAGGAGAUUAGAGAACACAGAGGAAGGAAUCUCAGACCACUUCUCAAUACACUAUCACACCAGAUCCUCAGCCCUCUGUUGUGGACUCUCCUCUUUAACACAAUCCACAGGCUUGUAAUGAGUUUUAAAACAGGAGACUGGGACGGCUGUUUCAAAAGCUUGAUUCUGUGUCAUUCAACCAUUUUUGGAUUUGGAUGCAUGUUUUGGAUCAUUGUCCAAAAGCUCCAACCAUGACCCAAUUUUCUUGACAGAGGCAGCCAGAUUUUCAGUUAAUAUUUCCUGGUAUACUACGGUGUCCAUGACACCUUGUGUCCUAAGGCCUUUGGAGAUAAAACAGCCCUGUAACAUCAUACAUCCUCCAACAACAGUGAAGGAUUAGGUUCUUUUCUGUAUGACCAAAAAAAAAAAAAGCUCUAUUUUUGUUUCAUCUGACCAUAGAACCCGGUUCCAGUUAAAAUCCCAGCAGUUCAGUUAAUAAAAUUAGUGACAGUAUGAAAUGCUCAUUUCUGAGAAUAGUAAUGAAAGUUGCAUGAGACUCAGAGGGACUGAAAUUGAAUUAUGUAGAAGGCAGGAAGCAGGAGUGUGUAGACAGCCUUAGAUGAACCUUUGAAUGCAACUUGUUUACAGGACAGGAAAUAGAACAAAAAGACCAAAACUAUGCAGUGACACUGAUUUCUUUUCCUCUGAACAUCAACACAACACUUAUUUCAAUUCUGUCAUGCAUACACAUGUUUAAACAUCACUUGUCAUGAUUGUAUAUAUAGUAUAUAGUAUGAUUGUAUAUGGUAGCUGUAUGGGAUUAUGAAAUGUAACAAUUCAUUUAUGUAACAAUUCAUUUAUUUAGUAUUUUACAAACUGCCCCCGGCCAAAAUAGAGUACACAAUGCAUUGUUACCUAAACAGGAUUAAGUAGUAGGACUUAACACUAUACAGAUAGCAAAUAUUAGUGUCCUACUGUACUUGUUUAAAAAUGACCUUCCCACACCUGCUGACUGGCAGGCGUGUACUUCUCUGGAGCACAGGAAUCAGAGGUGAGAAGGGGGGUAGCGCGUCCAAUCCCAGCAGUUGGCGUGU
Messenger RNA from Pangasianodon hypophthalmus (striped catfish), 4801 nucleotides. RefSeq lists its product as uncharacterized. Lineage: Eukaryota; Metazoa; Chordata; Actinopteri; Siluriformes; Pangasiidae. The transcript is spliced from 2 exons. The coding region runs from base 188 to 1096 and encodes 302 amino acids. The record is from RefSeq and is a predicted model, not a curated record. Gene Ontology annotation, molecular function: monoatomic cation channel activity.